AAGAAGCAGGAGCCAAUCAGAUUGACUCCCUGCUACGCUAGCACAGCUUUGGCACAACAACAGCUCGUCGCUGUUUGUUUCCUGGUAGUAUUUGCAGGACAGUCGCCCCGAUUAACUGGAUCUAUAAAAUGGUAAAUCAGCCUCGGUGAAAACGUUUCCUUUUGACUGAUGUUGUCCUUGUUUGGGCGCUAGCGUACGCUGACGUGAAAGCCAACCUGCUGCUGUCGCGUUGUUAGCUGCCAGCUAACUGUAGCUAGCGAACGUCGGCCAUCCAGCAGAGAAAGAUGGGAUCCAUCCUGAGCCGCAGGAUCGCUGGAGUGGAGGACAUCGAUAUCCAGGCUAACUCGGCCUAUCGAUUUCCACCCAAAUCUGGGAAUUAUUUUGCCAGCCACUUCUUCAUGGGGGGAGAAAAAUUUGACACUCCACACCCUGAGGGAUACCUUUUUGGCGAAAACAUGGACCUGAAUUUUCUCGGAAACAGACCAGUGCAGUUUCCAUAUGUGACACCUGCACCUCAUGAGCCUGUGAAAACCUUGAGGAGCCUGGUUAACAUUCGAAAGGACUCUUUGCGUUUGGUCAGGUAUAAAGAUGACUCUGACACACCAGUGGAGGAAGGUGGAAAGCCAAAGGUUCAGUACGGCGUGGAGUUCACUUUCGACGCUGACGCUCGCGUGGCCAUCACCCUCUACUGUCAGGCAUUUGAAGAGUUCUCCAACGGCAUGGCAGUGUACAGCCCAAAGGAUCCAUCCAUGGUCUCUGAAACUGUGCAUUACAAACGUGGUGUGAGCCAGCAGUUCUCAAUGCCAUCUUUCAAAAUAGACUUCAGCGAGUGGAAAGAGGAGGACCUGAACUUUGACCUUGACCGAGGAGUGUUUCCCAUGGUUAUCCAAGCCGUGGUUGAUGAAGGGGACGAUUGCCUUGGACAUGCUCAUGUACUUUUGGCUGCUUUUGAGAGACAUGUUGAUGGCAGUUUCUCUGUCAAGCCCCUGAAGCAGAAACAGAUUGUGGACCGUGUGAGCUACCUCUUACAGGAGAUCUAUGGCAUCGAAAACAAAAACAACCAAGAAACAAAGCCAUCUGAUGAUGAGAACAGUGACAACAGCAACGAAUGUGUUGUCUGUUUGUCUGACUUGCGAGACACACUCAUCCUGCCCUGCAGACACCUGUGUCUCUGCAACUCCUGCGCAGACACCCUUCGUUACCAGGCCAACAACUGUCCAAUCUGCAGGCUGCCCUUCAGGGCCCUACUGCAGAUCAGAGCUGUGAGGAAAAAGCCUGGAGCUCUUUCUCCUGUGUCUUUCAGCCCUGUUCUGGCUCAGACUAUGGACCAUGACGAGCACUCUAGCUCAGACUCGGUUCCUCCUGGAUUCGAACCCAUUUCGCUGUUGGAGGCUCUAAAUGGUCUGCGUUCAGUGUCUCCCGUCAUCCCGUCUGCCCCUCUGUAUGAUGAAAUCAACUUCUCAGGAGGUCUGGGAGGUGAAAGCAGGCAGCUGAGCUCCCCGGAGCAUUUAAGUGAUGGGAGUCUGCAGAAAGGCAAAGUCAGCAAGUCACCUGAUAGCACCCUUAGAUCGCCAUCCUCUCCCAUCCAGGAGGAAGAUGAAGAGAAGCUAUCUGAAAUGUCUGAUGCUCAGCCUCACACCUUGCUAUCCAGCAGCCCCGCCCCCACAGAUGCCACAGCAACCGAAGAUGCGGCAGAGUCUCUGUCACCAGAUUAUGAGGACAGGCUGAAUUCUGGAGGAGAUAUUCUGCAGGACUGUGUCAGUGAGCACAGCAGCUUGACCAAGACAGAGAGUGAUCCACAGGGCGACCUGUCUCUGCCAGCUCUUGGUCCUGAUUCCUGCUCUAUUGGUAUGGAGGAAUAAUGAUGGCUCAUCUGAGUCAACAGAAAGCCUGAAAAGCCAGAGCACAAACUGCUCUAGUCAGCCUCUCCUGUGUGCCACGAGCAGCCUUCACAUGGAAGACGAGCACUUCAACCCCUGACUCUGUUCCUCCUAUCAUCACAACCGAUCAACGCUUUAAAAAGAUCACCCAGCCCCCAGGUUCCUUUCACAUCCCCAUCCGAGUCUUCUGCUUCCCUGACCAACCAACCAUGGACACAAAAGCAAAAUUCAUAGGGAUGAGUGUGGUUUUUAUUUUCUCUAGUGAAGAAAUUUGACUUAUGCAAAACCCUCAGUACCUUACCUGACCGACCUUUUAAAAACAGGGUGCGAGUUUCCCCUGCUUCAAAAUCAACAUUAACAGUCGGAUGGUGUUCAGUUGUGUGUUGUGGUCUAGUAAUGUGGAUUCCAGAGAUAUUUCACUGCCUGUCACGGUUGUCCUUUUUAAGCACACUUACUUUAAAUUAACUAAUAAUUUGCUUGACACUAAAGGCAGAAGAUUUUAUAUAUACGUAUAUAUUGUAUUUAUCAGUCAAAUACAUUAUUAUGUCUAACUUUUUUCCCAGGUAGGUUGGUUUAGGUUAUGAGUGGCUGAAGUGAUUUUGCACUCAAAAACACAGUUCAUAAUCCAUUCCUUAUAAGCAUCAUGAGAUUAGUUGAAUUUAUCUACAGUCUUAAGCAUCUACAUGCCCAUUUUUUAUUCUUUUAAAAGAUAUGCUGUAUGUAUAUGUAUCAUAACUGUAUUAGAAUCUUGUGUAGUUUUUUUCCAAAAUGGUAAACCUGCAUAUUCUAUAAACAAAAACCUAAUACUGAAGUAGUGAGAGUACAUUCAGUUAAUAUGCACAUUAUUUAAGACCUACAGAUUCAUAUCUUCUAACAGCUGAACUCAAAGAUAGCUCGCGCCUGCAACAAGUCCAACUGUGCUCCAGCUACGUACGCGCUGACUCCGUAUCGCACCGCAAGUGUGCUCGUCGUAGAUGUGGCAGCUCCCUGUGCCGUUCCUUUCUGUGUCUGCUUAUGUGACGUAGCUACAAAAAAAAGAGUGGGUCGGCGUUUGUCCGGCUGCAAGACCUUUAUACCAACGUUGGUCCUGUAUGUGUAGCACCAUGCAUAUAGGUCUAUGUGCCUUGAGUUGAUAUAGCUGCCUGCUUGUUGCAUUGGACAUUAGUGUUCUUCUAAACCCUGUGAUAGUUUCAGCAAGUAAGAAGAUCUUUUAACGAUGAUGUACAGUCGUUUUUUUUUCUAUCGCAAACUUCAUCUUGCUAUUGUUAUUGAGCAAUAUUGAAUUGAACUGUUCAUUUACUGUGUUAUGGACAUGUAUUAUUAUGUAUUUAAUAUUAACUUUUAAUUCUAAAUGUACAUUUCAUUGGAAGGAACAUAUCCGAUGCAGUAGAUGCAAAGUCCUUAGCGUUCUAAUGAGCGGGCGAGCGUUUGCAUGUGAGUUCGUAGAGGCUCAGAUCCCUCGCUGCUUUGACAUGUCGUGCUUAUUUUGUCUUUUCUCCCUCUUCUGUGCCAUUUCAACUUGACACUGUGCCUUCCUGUUCCCGUUCUGACCACUAUUGACCUGGUAUCCAGGACAAUAAGUCCACAGUAGGUGGUUAGUGGCUCUCUGUAAAAUCGGUCUGUAUCUCCUCGUGUGUAUAGCAGCAUGUGUAUAACAAUAAAGAACAAAGAUUGAUUACUUCA
Betta splendens (Siamese fighting fish) is the source of this 3563-nucleotide messenger RNA. It is a transcript of the gene mgrn1b, whose product is annotated as mahogunin, ring finger 1b. The transcript has 17 exons. Gene Ontology annotation, biological process: endosome to lysosome transport; negative regulation of G protein-coupled receptor signaling pathway; protein ubiquitination. The record is from RefSeq and is a predicted model, not a curated record. Lineage: Eukaryota; Metazoa; Chordata; Actinopteri; Anabantiformes; Osphronemidae. Gene Ontology annotation, molecular function: ubiquitin protein ligase activity. Gene Ontology annotation, cellular component: cytoplasm; nucleus; plasma membrane. The coding region runs from base 285 to 1862 and encodes 525 amino acids.